Psammomys obesus (fat sand rat) is the source of this 7172-nucleotide messenger RNA. It is a transcript of the gene Znf3, whose product is annotated as zinc finger protein 3. The record is from RefSeq and is a predicted model, not a curated record. Gene Ontology annotation, molecular function: DNA-binding transcription repressor activity, RNA polymerase II-specific. Gene Ontology annotation, biological process: negative regulation of transcription by RNA polymerase II. Bases 266 to 1579 code for a protein of 437 amino acids. The transcript is spliced from 6 exons. Lineage: Eukaryota; Metazoa; Chordata; Mammalia; Rodentia; Muridae.
CGGGGAGGGGCGCUUCCGUUCUUUGUUCUGUUGUCGGUUGUGGGUCUGUGACAGGCUCCAGCAGGGUCUGGUUCGUGUCCGGCCCCUAGUCUCACGUCCCUGUCCCCAGGUCUCUGCAACAUGCGCCUGGUGUCUGUGAGUGCCAGAAGAGGGCAUUGGACUCCCUGGAACUGAAGUUGCAGAUGUUUGCUGCUUCUCCUUCACAUCCCGCUUCCUUCUGAGUCUGCAGCUAGGAGAGCAGCGACCAGAAUAUUUCACUCUCCCAAUGGAAAGUCAGGCAGCCCAUGCGCCUCCGGAGCCUCAGCCCCUGCUAGAGAGUGCUCUUGCUUCUUCAAAAGUCCCUUCCUUUGCUGACAAAGACAGUCUGGGGGACAAGAUGUUGGCUGCUGCACUUCUAAAGGCCAAGUCCCAGGAGUUGGUGACGUUUGAGGAUGUAGCCGUAUACUUCAUCUGGAAGGAGUGGCAGCGGUUGGCGCCUGCACAGAGAGACCUCUAUAGGGAUGUGAUGCUGGAGAAUUACGGGAAUGUGUUCUCCCUGGAUGGUGAAUCCAAAACUGGAAAUGAUCAAGUAAUCUCCGAGGGUAUGGGGUUAUGUGACCUGAUAUUGGGACGAUUCCGAAAGGAUGUUUCUCAGGGUCUUAAGUUUGAAGACACUUACGGACAGGAAGUCGGUCUGAAGAGGCAGCUGGGGGACUCCUCUGUCGGCAGACGGAACAGGAGAAUACAAGAGCUUCGCCAAGUGACAGUUGAGGGAAAGCUUGCCCGUAUGGGGAACAGCUUCCCUGUGAAUUCCAGACUUACUUCACAUCAGAGAUUCCCCAUGGGAGGCAGACCCCAUAAGUGUGAUGAAUGUAGCAAGAGUUUUAAUCGAACUUCAGACCUUAUUCAGCAUCAGCGAAUUCACACUGGGGAGAAACCGUAUGAAUGUAGUGAGUGUGGAAAGGCCUUCAGCCAGAGCGCGCACCUCAUUCAGCACCAGAGGAUCCACACUGGAGAGAAGCCUUAUGAAUGUAAAGAUUGUGGGAAGACCUUCAGUUGUAGCUCUGCCCUCAUUCUCCAUCAGAGGAUCCACACUGGGGAGAAACCUUAUGAAUGUACUGAAUGUGGGAAAACCUUUAGCUGGAGCUCCACCCUCACUCACCAUCAGAGGAUCCACACUGGCGAGAAGCCCUAUGCUUGCAACGAGUGUGGCAAGGCCUUCAGCCGGAGCUCCACCCUCAUUCACCAUCAGAGGACCCACACUGGAGAGAAGCCCUACGAGUGUAACGAGUGUGGGAAGGCCUUCAGCCAGAGCUCACACCUCUAUCAGCACCAGAGGAUCCACACGGGGGAGAAGCCCUAUGAAUGUAUGGAAUGUGGAGGGAAGUUUACCUACAGCUCAGGCCUUAUUCAGCACCAGAGAAUCCACACAGGGGAGAAUCCCUAUGAAUGUAGUGAGUGCGGCAAAGCCUUCAGGUAUAGCUCAGCUCUUGUUCGCCAUCAGAGGAUUCACACUGGAGAGAAGCCUUUGACUGUAAUGGGUGUAAGCGAAAGUUCUUUCAGAGGGUCUACGGAAUUAAACAUCAGAGAAUCCACAUGAGAGAGCCAUGUACCAUUUCCCUCACUUGCUGAGUCUACAGAGCUCUUGCUUUACUUUUUAAUAGGACCAAUUCAGGAUGUGUCCCACCUUAAACCAUUCACUUGGGGUGGGGGGCAGAUUGGGAAAAUCAUCCUGGCACAGUGAUCACCAGGAUUUCUUGAAAAAUUGUGAGGCAAGUAGCAAAUUAAGCACUGGGAACAGAAGGAAGCUUGGGGGCUAGUCACCCCUUUUUGGAAAGGGGUUUGCACUAAACCAUUUUCUCAAACCAGAAGAGCCUUUCUUUCCAAGAUGGGGAUGGAAACUUAUUAGCAACAAAAUUCCAAGGAUUCAACUAGUUGGAGUCAGUCUAAUAAGCACAGAGGCAGAAGGAAGAAUAUUCUGGGCCAUAGUAAGUUCUGGGAAGAGAAACAGACUAAUUUUUGUUUUGUAUUUUUGAGGCAGGGUUUCACUUGUAGCCCUGGCUGUUCUUGAACUCACUAUGUAGACCAAGCUGUCUUUGAACUCAGAGAUCCAGCCUGCCUCUGUCUCCUGGGUGCUGGGGUAAAGGUGCUCACAACCGUCCCAGGCCCCUACCAGCUGCAUUUCAGAGCCACUUCCUAACCCAGCUUUAACAGUGGACAGAGAAUAUGCUGCUUUGAUACAUGAUUCCAGGAAUUCAGGAAAUUGGGUGCGGAUGGGUUUAUUUUAUUGGGGGAAAACAAAACAAAAGACCCCAACAGGGGUUUCUGGAACAGUGAAACCAUGCUUUCAAGAGGAGUCUGGCUGUGCUGUUGGCAGACCCCACAUCUUCCCUUGUAAUAGGACUGACUGGGAAUCUCGGAGCAGUACAUAGCCUAAGGGAGAUCAGAAACAUUUAGCACUGGCCUGACUCCUGUUCUCUUUUCUUCCUAUUCCUGUGGUGAAAAGUAAUGUAAUGUCAACCUCUAGAUACUAGAAUGUUCUCAGGGAACUCACCUACCCAGCUUGUCCUGCCGUUUCAUACCCAGGUUCUGGAGCUCUAGAUUCCACCUCUCACAGACUGGAAAGCCAGAGAGGGACUGGGGUGCUAGCUUUGCAGCAGGCUCCUCGCUGGGUUUGGGUGGUGCUUCCUGAGUGUUCCCAGCCCAACGGAUAGCUUCCCAUAGUUGCCCAACCCUGCUCAUCCUGUAGCAUAAAUGAAAUGCACUGUUAAACAGAACAGGUGUUUCAGAGGGGAGUUUUCCUGUAUGGGAGUCAAGUGUGAGUUAAAACAGCACAGUGAGUGCAAAUGGAGUGCAAAAGUGAGCUUUGAAACGUUUAUUUGAUAACCAUUUUUUGGUGACAAAUUUGAGGUUUUCCUAUUGCAGCUCUCUCAGUCUCUUGUACACAGUGUUGUGGGCUGUUUAAAUACUUGUAGCUAUUUCCACCUUCAUUCCUCACUUAGGGAUUUGUGAGCUGGAGACCCUUUUGUGUGGUGUAGCGUCAGACUGACGGUGAAAACUAAGAAGGUGUGCUUAGCUCCUGUGUGGCAAUGGGCAAGUUGCUCUGUCUUGGUUUGAUUGUAGAAGGAUGUCACAGCCACAGAGCAGGAAAGUUAGGAAGAGACUGAUGUUAAGGUGGAUGUGAUCUCACUUUCUUUGUAGGGUAUUGUAACAGAUCAUCUAAUGAGUGUCUUAAUUUCACAGAAUUAGGGAACUGGCCCUUUUGGCUCCUUCAACACUUGCCAGGCCUGGUGGUUCAGGUGUCUAAUCUCAGCUACUUGGGAGGAUCACAAGUUGUAGGCCUGCCUGGGCUAUAAAGCAAGGUUAAGGCUGGCUCGUGCAUGUGAGUAGGAGUCCAUUCCAUUGCUGGCACUCUCAUUACUAGAGAUUAAACUGAGCCAGAUUCUGCCUCCUCGUCAGUUUUACAGUCAGCCUCCAGUUCUGUCUUUUUAAGCAAUACAACAUAAUUUUUUAUCAAAGAAAAAUUUGAAGAACAUUUUCAUUUAUAGCAAAAGAAGUUUUAUUUCCCUUCUGCUGGAGAUUAAACCCAGUGUCUCACUCCUGCUGGGCAAGAAUUAUGUAUCUCAGCCCAGAAGUUUUUUACAUUUAUUUUUGGUGUGUUUAUUCAUGCGUGCAUACACAAGCCAUGGCAUGCACAUAGAGGUCACAGGUUGACUUGCAGGAGUUGGAUUUUUUCCUGCCUUGUGGGUUCCAGGGAUGAAACUGAGGCUUUACUAGGCAUGGCAGGAGUAAAGGUCUUUACCAUCUCUCUGAUUGAGGUGGGGGUUUUUUUGUUUUUGUUUUUUGAGGUUUUUUGAGACAGGGUUUCUCUGUGUAGCCCUAGCUGUCUUGGAACUUGCUUUGUAGAUAAGGGUAGCCUCAAGCUCAGAGGUCUGCCAGCCUUUGCCUCGUAAGUGCUGUGAUUAAUGGCAGGUGCCACCAUCGCCUGGCUCAGGAAUUUUCAUUUAAUUUUGUGGUUCAUUUAUGAACCAGGACUGACCUUGAACUCCUAAUCCUCCUGUGUCUACCUCCCAAGUGCUGGGAUUACAAGCACAUGCUACCAGUAGCUGGCUAGGAAUUUGCUUUUAAAGCCUUCCAUCUCCAGUGACACCUCUGAGGUCCAAUUCAGAUGACUGUGGGAAGGUGUUCUGUGAUACAGGUUCUAACAGCACAGAGCCCAGCUUCAGGUGUACUUCUCAGGGAAGAGGACGAGCCGUGCUGGAUGACUGGCGUCUUACUGGAUUGUUUCUUUUUGUGUAUCAGAGUUUCUCUGUGUGGCUGUGACUGUCCUGUAGACCAGGCUGGCCUCGAACUCACAGAGAGCCACCUGCCUCUGUCUCCUGAGUGCUGGGAUUAGAUGUUUAGAUUGUUUAUUUUUGACAAACAAUACAAAACAAAGAAAGAAGUUGUUUUUCUCCGGUUUCUGUUUGAGGUGGGACCUUACCAUGUAAGCCAGGCUGUCCUUGAACUCCAUCCUACUGCAGCAUUUUCACCUUUGGAGAUUACAGGCUUAAUCUGUUAUGACCAAUUUAAAGAUAGUUCUUAAAAGCUCUCCAAAGUGGGAGGCAGAGGCAGGCAGACCUGUGUGAGUUCAAGGCCAGCCUGGUCUACAGAGCAAGUCCAGGACAGCCAAGUCUACACAGAGAAACCCUGUCUCAAAACACCAAAAGCUCUCCAAGGACCUUUUUAUGUAAAUAGCUUAGACAGGUGUUUCGCCCCAUUUAAAAAAAAAACAAAAAACAAAAAAGGCUUGAGGGCCAGAGAUGUAGCUCAGUUGGCAGAGUGCUGGCCUCACUUGAUAAAGCCCUGGGUUUGACCUCCAGCCCUGCAAGGCUGUUGUUCAGAGCUACAUGAAAGCCUGUCCCUUUCCCACCCCCAGUAAACCCUAUGGUUUUGCUAGGUGCAUUGGUGCAUUAUUCAAACUAUGUCAGUAAUGACUCAAGAAGUGUAUAGACUAUUUUCACACAAAUGUGAUUGUGGUUACUAGGAUAGUUUGUCCUUUUCUAGAACAGCAGUUUUCUUAAGAUGCUCUUUUUAUGUCUGAGUUUAGGCCUGAGAAAGCUGUAGAAGAGCCCUGGGUCCUGUGGAGCUGGGGUUAGAGGCAGCUGUAAACUGCCUGACAAGGGCUCACAACUGCCAACCUUGGGUGCUGUAGAGCAGCAUCUCAGUUACUGUUCUGCUGCUGUGAUGAGACGCCACGGCCACGGCAGUGGUUGUAAGAGGAAGCAUUUAACUGGGGGCUUGCUUUUAGAGCAUUAGACCGUGACCAUCAUUUCAGGAGGGACUGGAGAAGCUGAGAGUUUUACAUCUUGAUCCACGGCAACAAGCAGAGAGAAAGGGAAGAGAGAGGGAAGGAGAAGAGAGGGCAGGGGAGAAGGGAGAAGAAAAGAGAGACUGGUCCUGGUGUGGGCUUUUGAAACCUCACAGGCCACACCUAAUCUUUCCCAAACAAUUCACUGAGCAGUAAGCAUGUAAGUUUAUGAGACUGUAGGGCCAUUCUCGCUCGGACCACCACAGUAUCUACGCUUACUGAUGAGCCAUCUGCCCAGCCUAAGUGAUGAUUCUUAGGGCCAACUGCCUAUUGAGCCAAACAUGGAAUCAUCCCAAAGGCCGUGUUUUGUUCCUUCUCCUCCCUAUAGCUUCCCAGUCAACAUCUGUUCCAUUCUCAUGACUCCUGAGUUGGCCUUUGCCUUCGUUAACUCGUUUGAGGACUUUGGUGCCAGCCUCACAGUGGGUGUCUGCAGGCUGCUUUCCCCAUCCACUUUCUCCCUGCCUAAGUGUAUUACUGUACUGUUGCCCUGGCCAGGUAACUGGCCUGGAUACAACAUCUAUGGGUAAGCACUAAUCUUAGCUCAGCUUCACCGAUUGUGGAGUCCUCUUUUCCCAGGCUACUCAUUUAUUCUACAAAUUGAGUAUCACGUGAUGAAAUGACAUUGCCUUUCCAGAUGUGGGAACUUAACAGGUUGGACAUUUUAGAAUCUGUUUAAUGUUGCUUUCCCAUGUGAGCAUUUUUAGACUUUAACUUGAAGACCAUCAAAGUAAUUCCUCUGUGGCCAGUACACAAUCCAUUCCACCGGUGACACUCUUCAAAUUGAAAUACAGGGGUUUGCACUAUGGCUCAGUGAUCAAGAGCACUUGCUGCUCUUCCACAGGACUUGAGUUUGGUUCGCAGCACCCACACUGGCAGCUCACAAUCACCUGUAACUCUAGCUCUGUGGGAUGUGAUGCCCUCUUCUGGCUCUGCUGGAACCUGCACCUAUGGGGUGCACACGUACAGAUUUAACAAGGUUGAAUACCCUGUAAGGACAAUGAACAGGACUUGGACAUCCGUUUCUGGCCCUGCCAUGACUUCAGUGACCUAAGGCUUUCGUGGGAGGUGGUAGAGGAGAUUACUUAACCGAAAUGGAGUUGAUGCUAGUGCCUGGUGGCCUUUGUGAUGCUGGGAUGUCCUUACAGCUGAACAGGUAACAUUUGAAUAAACAGUCCUUUACCUAAGCUACAGAUCCACAGCUGAUGUCCUUCAACAAACCCACCUACUUGCUUGGUCCGGCCAGAAACCAAUCCUUGACUCAUGAGGCUGAACAUGGUGGUUAAACUGUACGGAGAAGACUUCGCUUUGUGGUGACCAGGAAGACAAGACAGAUGGGGUCUGGGACUAGGUAUCUUCUAGGGAUGGAUUCUGCCAUCCAUUUCCUCCAUCUAGGCUUUCCCUCCCAAAGUUUCCACCAUCUCCCCAAGUGCCGUACCCAGUGAAGACCAAACAAAACACAUGAGCUCAUGGGAGAUCACGUAUUGUAGCAUUGUGUGUGACAUGGGUUUCUGUGUCUCCUUCCCUGGAAGAAAUGCCUAAAUUAUAUUUAUUUAUUCUGUGUGUAUCACAGGAGGUCCCAUGUAGAGGCCAGAGGUCAACUUUAAGAACUGGAUGGAUCUCUCUUUCCACUACACUGGUCUGAGGGAUCAAACUGAGCUUGCUAUAUUUGUGCCUCCAUCUGCUGAGCCUCUCACUGUGCAGAGGGCUGAGGUCUUUAACCUGCCCUCUUCUCCCUCCAUCCCACAGACCUUGCCUUGAUGAUACAGAAGUACCAUAGUUAAAGAACACUAUAGAAUUCGUCUUCCUACCCUACCCUACCUAAGAAAUUACUGUGGGAACCUUA